Molecule: messenger RNA, 738 nt
Organism: Colletotrichum chrysophilum
Lineage: Eukaryota; Fungi; Ascomycota; Sordariomycetes; Glomerellales; Glomerellaceae
Exons: 1
Coding region: 1-738 (245 amino acids)
Source: RefSeq, a predicted model, not a curated record
AUGGUCUCUUUCAAGAACAUCGCCACCCUCCUUACUCUGGCUGCCGCCUCUAUGGGAGUCAAUGGCGCUUCAGUACCCCGCCAAUACGCCGAGAACGGGGUCGUCGUUCACGAGGGUGGUUCUUGGAUUCCCAACCCGGCCGCAUCCUCUAUUGACCGCCGUGAUAAGGAUCAAGAGUGGAAAGAUUAUCACCGCCAGACCGAGAUCAUGGCUGAAGAAGGCAUGUGCCGCGCCUAUUCCAAGCCGACCGACCGCGACCUGAACUGGCCUUGCCGCGAGUACUGCAUUCGAGCCACCGGUGAUUACAGCGCCGCUUGCUCUAGUGGCCACGUCUGGGAGAACAAGGCCGAAGGCAAGACGAAGCCCGGAUACCCUCUCUUGCCCAACCCCGAUGGCGAGCUGUUCACCUAUGGAGGUGAAUGCACUUGCAUCACUAUCCCGGAUGACCUGGCUCAGAAGAUCUCUGAAGGCCUGGAGAACAGUGGUGCGAUCAUUUGUAGCGUCUGGCUCUUUUCUAUCAAGAAGGUUCUUGAGAAGGGUAGCUACCUCAUUCCCGGUGGUGGUCCCGUCUCCAAGGUUGUCAAAAGCAUUGCGAAGUCUGUUGGCAAGGUGGUCAGCUCCGGCAAGGGCUCUGAUGCGUGGGCAUCUAUGGUCAGAGACACUUGCGGUGCCAAAGGCCACGAUGUGACGAUGGACAUCGAGAAGGCUUUCGACUUCUUUAAGGAGGUUCCCCUUUGA